CUCAGGAUGGAAAGGGAAAACAUUGAAGGGGCGUAAGGAUACGACGGAGCUACACGUCGCUAGCAGGUGCACAGCGCAAGGAAAUCACAAAUACGGGUGGAACGAUGGUAUAGCAUAUGGUGGUUUCCCGUUUCAAGUGACGGAAGACACGUCUGCCACAAAUCAUAACCCUGUGCUUUCGCUAGAAUAAUGUCACGAGCACGUACUAUCUGCUGACCUCUUUUCUCCAGAGUGACUGCGGUCUCUGCACAUAGAAGCCAUUCACUCUACUACCAACAAAAUGUCAGGUACCUACACACCAGCCCCCGGUGGGCCGUUUUCUGCUCUCACCCCAAGCAUGUGGCCCCAGGACAUCUUGGCCAAGUACCAUCAAAAAGAUUCCUCAGAACAGCCUGAACUCCAGUAUGACGAAUUUGGCUUCAGAAUGGACACUGAAGAUGGUGUGGAGCCCAGAUCCUGGCUGGGCAGUGAAGGCUCACCCCAGCGUGAAGACCCCCAACAGCGAUUGCGCUGGCAAGCCCACCUGGAGUUUACCCACAACCACACGGUGGGCGACCUGACCUGGGAGCUCAUUGAUCCUGUCCUACCACGCUCUGAGCGUCUGCGUUCCUUGGUGCUGGGGGGCAUACCUCACAGCAUGAGACCACAGCUUUGGAUGCGUCUCUCUGGAGCACUGCAGAAGAAGAGGACCUCUGAGAUCUCUUACAGAGAAAUCAUUAAGAACAGCUCCAAUGACGACUCCUCCACAGCAAAACAGAUAGAGAAGGAUCUGUUACGGACCAUGCCAACCAAUGCGUGUUUCAGUAGUCUGACCAGUGUUGGAGUGCCAAGGCUGAGACGGGUACUAAGAGGCCUAGCCUGGCUAUACCCAGACAUUGGGUACUGUCAGGGUACCGGCAUGGUGGUUUCUUGUCUGCUGCUUUUUCUUGAGGAGGAGGAUGUGCUAUGGAUGAUGUGUGCCCUGAUCGAAGACCUCCUUCCUCCAUCCUACUUCUCCUCCACUCUCCUGGGCGUCCAAACGGACCAGAGGGUUCUCCGCCAGCUCAUUGUUCAGUACCUGCCAGCCCUCGACCGCCUUCUGCAGGAGCACGACAUAGAGCUGUCGCUGAUCACACUCCAUUGGUUCCUGACAUCAUUUGCCAGUGUGGUGGACAUCCGUCUGCUCCUUAGGAUCUGGGAUCUCCUCUUCUACCAAGGCUCAUUGGUGCUCUUCCAGGUCACACUGGGCAUGCUCAAGAUCAAGGAGGAGGAGCUUGUAUCAUCAGAGAACUCUGCUUCCAUUUUCAAUACUCUGUCUGACUUGCCAAGCCAGCUGAGAGAUGGGCCUGCAGUACUUGGGGAAGCUAUGAGGCUAGCAGGGACACUGUCCCAGGAGACUCUGGAAGCCCACCGGCACAAGCACCUAGCCUAUAUCCUAAAUGAACAGGCACAGCUCAACAAUGGAAACAAUACAACACUCAACACAAAUCUCAACAAGGUUGUGAGGAGACAGUCCCUGCGCAGGAAGUCCACACUGAGCUCCCUGCUGUUUGGGGAGGAUGAGGCAGAGGCCUUAAAGUCCAAGAACAUUAAGCAGACAGAGCUGGUGGCUGCACUGCGAGAGGCCAUAGCCCGCACUGCAGAGCACUUCCACUGUUUAGACCCACGUCACUCCAGUACUGACUUGACUCCUGACUACUCCAUGGAGAGCCACCAGCGAGAUCAUGAAAACUUCCUUGUUGUGUCCCGCAAUCGGCGGAGACGAGCAAAAGCUUUGCUGGACUUUGAGCGUCACGACGACGACGAACUGGGCUUCAGAAAGAAUGACAUCAUCACUAUCAUCUCACAGAAGGAUGAACACUGUUGGGUAGGAGAACUUAAUGGCCUCAGAGGCUGGUUUCCAGCAAAGUUUGUGGAGAUCCUAGAUGAAAGAAGCAAAGAGUACUCAUUAGCAGGUGAUGACUCUGUGACAGAGGCAGUGACAGACCUGGCCAGAGGCACACUGUGUCCUGCCCUUAAGGCCAUCUUUCAGCAUGGUCUCAAGAAACCGUCUAUAUUGGGAGGGCCCUGUCACCCUUGGUUAUUCAUAGAGGAGGCGGCCAGUAGAGAGGUAGAGAGGGACUUCAACUCUGUCUACUCGAGACUGGUGCUAUGUAAAACCUACAGGUUAGAUGAAGAUGGAAAAGUACUAACGCCAGAGGAGCUGCUAUACAGAGCGGUGCAGUCAGUCAACAUGAGCCACGACUCGGCACAUGCUCAGAUGGACGUCAAGUUCAGGUCUCUUGUCUGCGUCGGCCUCAAUGAGCAGGUGCUGCACUUAUGGCUGGAGGUGUUGUGUUCCAGCAUGGCUGCUGUAGAGAAAUGGUAUCAUCCCUGGUCAUUCCUUCGCAGUCCUGGAUGGGUACAGAUCAAGUGUGAGCUCAGGGUUCUAUCAAAGUUUGCCUUCAGCCUCUCCCAAGAUUGUGAGCUACCUGAAAAGAAAGAGGAGAAGGAGCAGAGACCAUUGAAAGAGGGAGUGCAGGACAUGUUGGUGAAACAUCACCUCUUCAGCUGGGACAUUGAUGGCUAGACAGACGGCAAAGAAACAGCCGAAUCCUACCCCCGUCCUGUGCGUCUGUGUAUAUUUGAUGUCUUCUCACUUGUUUCUUACAGACUGUCAAACAUAAAUUAGACACCAUUGUCUGCUACAGUAAGUGGCUACUUCACAGACCCUAUCUGUCACAUCACCCCUCAGCAUUAAACAAUGGUGACAACCUAAUAAUGAUGACUCUGAAACUCUCAGGUCACCAUGAAGGUCAACUGGUUUGUAUGUGCUGAAAUGUGUGCAUUAAGGUGCAUACUUUAUUUUUAUUCAGACCCAGUAUAGGAGAUUUCACCUAAUAUUUAAAAUGAUAUAAAGUUAUAAAAGUCAAACACUCCUGUCGUACAGAAUAGUCUGUACUCACUGGACUGGAACACUCAAGUAUUUCUUAAGUACUGACUACACAGCCUUUUAUAGCUGAUUUGUGCAGGAGACAUUCAGUCCAUGCUCUUUGACUGGUUGUAUGUCGAAGUUAAAUGCAGCACCAGCUGAUCACGAACGCUGGGCCUUUUACCUCGGUCUUAAAUUCCACAUUACCCUGUAAAUUCCCCCAAAAUUAAGACCAAAACCAAACAUUCCUAAACAUGGAGCUGUACAGUUACAAACUAUUUUUGAGAGGAAUACUACUUACCUCAAUAUCAUGACUUCCCCAAAAUAUUUCAUGAAAUACUAAUGUUGCACACGCCAAGUAAAGCCUUUUCAAAUUGUGAUACAAGACUAUGGGUAUGUGUGCUACCUUAACAGUGGUAGUGUGCAGUCUGCACUUGUAUUGCACAAUGUAAAUGAAGGAGAUAAAUACUUUUUGUGUUACAAUCUACACUAAAUAAAUGUUACAUAUAUAUAUAAAUAUGUAUAUCAUCUAUAAUUUGUAAUGUUUUUGUGUAAAAAGUAAACACGUCUGUUUGUAACUAAACGUAACCUUGCAAGCUAAAGCAACUCAGCAUACGACUUUAUCAUUUUUUUUUUUCAGUUUCCAAACUGACCUCAGCUCAGACUUAAAACUGCACAUGCAUCAGAAAACAGGGUGGGCCCCCUGUUACUCAUUCUAACUGUGGACCAGUCCUGAUAAUGUUGGACUGUAAGUGAGGACUUUAGAGGGUUGACAUAUCAACAAAACUGAAUUAAUUUUGAUUAUUUUGCAAUGCACAGGAAACUAAAGUUUAUGUUCACUUGUUACAUUUCAGCUUGUCAGAUUUUGGAUACUUACUGCAUACAGUAGCAACAAAUGUGUAGUAUUGGUUGUUAUUCUUGGCAAGUUAAUCAGAUCUUGCAGAUGUAAAGCUUGAAACUGUUGUGUAAUUUCAGUGAAGAUUUUUUUUUUUUACUACUAUCAUUUUCUGUAUCUUUCCCAUGUGCAGUAAGCACAAUCAAUUUAGUUGAUUUACAUGAUUGUAGCUACUGUAGCCUGUGUAAAUCACAAUAUACUGAUCAGUAACUGAAAUACAGAGGAAUAUUCUGCUCCCUGGUGUCUGCUCAGAGAAACUCCAGCCAUCAGUUCCCACUCUCCUGCUGUAACAUGUAGACCUGAUGAGGCAGACAAGGCACUCCUAGCCUUAUUGUACAUAACAUGAAUUACAGUAUGUUUGAGGAGAAAAACACGACAUUGGAAACCCAUCCCUUCUCCUGUCGAAUUGAAGUUAAAUUAUUUUUACACAACAUUAAUAUUUUUAAUGGAGACUGAGGAAAUUUGAGAUGAUGUACACAUAGAAAAAGAAGCACUGUUGAAAAGUUCAGUAAAAGCCUGUUUAUUAAUGGUCAGUUUUUUUAGCGGCAAAGUGUGUUUAAAAUGUCACAACAUGUUAACAGCAACAGGCCUUAACGCAUGGGGUACUAGAGUUACAAGUAGCACUGCAAGUACUGCAUGAGCAGCUGUUGGAGUGACAAGAUUAUGUGCUGUAUUUGUUUGUACUAACACUAUUGGUAUAAGGUGUGUACAUGGACGACUGACAGUGGAAGCAUGAUAAGAUACUACUGAAUCUAAGAGCGCGGAUGAGAGUAGGUGGAAAGAUAAAAGACCAUCCAAAAGUCGACGUUCUGCAUGUAUGCCAAAUAAAUAACUGACAAUUAUAAAAA
Molecule: messenger RNA, 4633 nt
Organism: Lates calcarifer (barramundi perch)
Lineage: Eukaryota; Metazoa; Chordata; Actinopteri; Centropomidae
Gene: sgsm3
Product: small G protein signaling modulator 3
Exons: 21
Coding region: 281-2548 (755 amino acids)
Molecular function (GO): protein binding
Source: RefSeq, a predicted model, not a curated record